UUCUGGCAGGGAGGUGCAGCCGCGGCAACAACAACAACCUGCAAGAUCGCCCCCAAUAACGGCCACGUCCUGCAAUGCAUGCCUGCGCUAUCGCUCGACUAAGAUUCCUGGGGAAUACGCCUGCGAUGCAAUGACAUAUACCGCGUCCAUCAACGAUGCUAAAACCGACUUUUUCGUCCUUGUUUGCGAAGCGCCUCGGCGCGAGCUGGACUUGCGCCCGAUGUCGCACCCAGGCGCCCAGACCGAAGACUUCUGGAGCGGCGCUUCCAAGGCGAUAUGGCAUUGGCACCUCUACGAGACCUUGGCUCGCAUCACAACCUAGGCCGAAGCCGCGUCGGCGGGCAGCGGUACUGCUAGCGGCGGCCGGAGGAUGGGCCGCCGCGAUGCUCGUCUCCGUCGGGGACGACAUCAUGAACUCUUACGAGGCAAUAGAGCGCUCGGGGAGGGUGGCAUCCACUCUCGUGCUCUGUAUAAACGACUACAGAACGACGCUCAACCAGCGGGACAAGCUCGACGACCCGGACGAGAGGGAACACGUGCUUAAGGCCUGCCAUAAACGGUGCGCCCUCAGGACGUUGAGGGUUCUCGAGAAGAAUGGCGGCAUAUUCAUCAAGUUGGGGCAACAUUUGAGCGCCAUGAACUACCUCCUUCCCGCGGAAUGGACCACGACCUUCAUACCCCUCCAGGACAAAUGCCCGGUGUCCUCGUUCGAGUCCAUUGAGGAGAUGUUCAGGAAGGACACGGGCGGGGAGCUCUGGGACUACUUUUCCGAGUUCUCGCCCGAGCCGGUCGGUGCCGCGUCGCUAGCACAAGUCCACCUGGCAACCAUCAAGGAGACGGGCCAGAGAGUGGCGGUCAAGGUCCAGCAUCCGAGCCUGGAGAAGUUUUCCAAGCUCGACAUGUCGCUCACCAGCUUCACCUUCUCGGCUCUCAAGCGCUUCUUCCCCGAGUACGACCUCGAGUGGCUGUCGUCCGAGAUCGAGGUUUCGCUCCCCAUCGAGCUCGACUUCCGAUGCGAGGCGGAGAACGCGCGACGCACGAGGGAACAUUUUGCCCGCAUUCCCGAGCUACCGCUCGUCAUACCAGACGUCGUCUGGGCAAAGAAGCGCAUCCUCGUCAUGGCCUGCGAGGCCGGCCACCGGCUCGACGACCUCGACUACCUGGACUCGAAUGGGAUCGACCGAGGCGAGGUGUCGGCCACGCUGGCCAGGAUAUUCAACGAGAUGAUCUUUGGCGACAACGCGCCGCUGCACUGCGACCCGCACGGGGGCAACAUCGCGAUCCGCAAGAACCCGGCGCGGCGCGGGCACAACUUCGACAUCAUCCUGUACGACCACGGGCUGUACCGGGACAUUCCGCAGACGCUGCGGCGCUCGUACGCCAAGAUGUGGCUGGCCAUCAUCGACGGCGACAUGGAGCGGAUGAAGAAGUACGUGACCGAGGUGGCCGGCGUGGGCGAGGACAAGUUCCCGCUGUUCGCGUCGGCCAUCACGGGCCGCGACUUUAGCGUCGUCAGCUCGUCCAUCACCAAGCCCAAGGACGCGAGCGAGCAGAAGACGAUGAGCGCCGCCCUGCAGGAGGGCCUGCUCGUCGACCUCGUGCAGAUGCUCGGCCAGGUGCCGCGCAUCAUCCUGCUGAUCCUCAAGACCAACGACCUCACCCGCAGCCUGGACGAGAACCUGCACACCCGCGAGGGCCCGGCCCGCCAGUUCCUGAUCCUCGCCCGGUACUGCAUGCGGACCGUCUUCUACGAGCAGCUGGACGAGAUCCGCCAGCGGGGUUCGCUGCUCUGGCCGCCCAACGCGCUGAGGGUGCUGGCGGCCUGGCUGGGCUACGUGAGGGUGGGCAUCAAGCUCCAGGUGUUUGAGCUGUGGAUUGGCAUCAAGCGAGCGUUUGGAUACCACGACGGGAUCGGUCUGGGGAGCGGCAUUGCAUAGAGAGAUAUCUAUACCUCGGUUCGGUUCGGAACACUUUGCAUAUGGAGUUAGUCGGCUGAUGCAUUUUCACGGCAUGUCCAGUCGGUUUAUU
Molecule: messenger RNA, 2028 nt
Organism: Thermothelomyces thermophilus ATCC 42464
Lineage: Eukaryota; Fungi; Ascomycota; Sordariomycetes; Sordariales; Chaetomiaceae
Exons: 3
Coding region: 156-1937 (593 amino acids)
Biological process (GO): lipid homeostasis; mitochondrion organization
Cellular component (GO): mitochondrial inner membrane
Source: RefSeq, a predicted model, not a curated record